GAUUAUAGGUUAGGGCAUGUAGACUGGCCCGACCGACUUUCACCCCCUAAUCUCAAGACAUGGUGUAAAACAAGAUUCAAACCCUCACACAACCUUGUUCUUCGUCUCCGACUCAUUCAUCUCUGCGGUGUGGCUCGUAGGAUUACGGCAACAAGUUUAGGAGCAUCUUCGAGCUUCUCACCUCUGCAAAGGACACCGUGGUGCUUCUUAUUUGUACAGUGUUCUCUCUCUCUGAGGACUUGGAGAAACAUGGUGUGUCACUAACACAGUAUCCUCUCCUCAAAGUGUUUGAAUAAUUUACCACUGUAUAAAGAAAAGAACUAUAUAAAGUGUUCUAACAACCUCGUCCAUAGACAUGGCUACACUUGCUGAUUCUUUUCUUGCCGACCUUGAUGAACUCUCUGAUAAUGAGGCUGAAAUUACCGAGGAUAAUGAUGUGGAUGCUGCAGAUAUGGAAGAAGAUAUUGAUGGAGAUCUGGCUGACCUAGAAAACCUCAACUAUGAUGACUUGGACAGUGUUUCAAAGUUGCAGAAAACCCAGAGAUACAUUGAUGUUAUUCAGAAAGUGGAAGAAGCGCUUAAAAAGGGUUCAGAUGUCUCAAUUCAGGGUGUAGAUUUAGAAGAUGAUCCUGAAUAUCAAUUGAUUGUGGAAUGCAAUGCGCUAUCAGUUGACAUUGAGAAUGAAAUUGUUAUUAUUCACAAUUUUAUUCGUGAUAAGUAUCGCUUAAAAUUUCCAGAGCUUGAGUCGUUGGUGCAUCACCCGAUUGAUUAUGCACGUGUUGUGAAGAAGAUAGGAAAUGAAAUGGAUCUGACUCUUGUUGAUCUAGAAGGGCUUUUACCCUCAGCUAUUAUCAUGGUUGUGUCAGUUACUGCAUCGACUACUACUGGCAAGCCACUUCCAGAAGAAGUCCUUAGUAAGACGAUUGAGGCCUGUGAUCGAGCUCUUGAUCUUGAUUCAGCAAAGAAAAAAGUUCUUGAUUUUGUUGAGAGUAGAAUGGGGUACAUUGCGCCUAAUCUUUCUGCUAUAGUUGGAAGUGCUGUUGCAGCUAAACUCAUGGGGACAGCUGGUGGUCUAUCAGCACUUGCAAAGAUGCCUGCUUGUAAUGUUCAGCUUCUUGGUGCUAAGAAAAAGAAUCUUGCUGGGUUCUCCACUGCAACAUCUCAAUUUCGUGUAGGUUACAUUGAGCAAACAGAAAUAUUUCAGACUACUCCACCUCCUCUGAGGAUGCGAGCAUGCCGACUCCUUGCUGCAAAGUCUACACUUGCAGCACGAGUAGAUUCAAUACGUGGGGAUCCAACUGGGAGCACUGGAAGGGCUUUCAAGGAUGAGAUCCACAAAAAAAUUGAGAAGUGGCAGGAGCCCCCUCCUGCUAAGCAACCCAAACCACUUCCGGUUCCUGAUUCUGAGCCAAAAAAGAAGAGAGGUGGUCGUCGGCUUAGGAAGAUGAAGGAAAGGUAUGCAAUAACAGACAUGAGGAAAUUAGCCAAUAGGAUGCAAUUUGGAGUCCCUGAAGAGAGUUCUUUAGGGGAUGGUCUGGGUGAGGGUUAUGGAAUGCUUGGUCAGGCUGGCAGUGGCAAGCUUCGUGUGUCAGUUGGUCCAAGCAAACUUGCUGCAAAAGUGGCUAAGAAAUUCAAGGAAAAACAGUAUGGUAGCAGUGGCGCUACAUCUGGUUUGACCUCAAGUCUUGCAUUUACACCAGUGCAGGGGAUUGAGCUGACAAAUCCACAGGCUCAUGCACACCAGCUUGGUAGUGGAACUCAAAGCACCUACUUCUCUGAAACGGGAACAUUUUCAAAGAUCAAGAGGACUUGAAGCCAUGCAUGAAUACGGAUUCUUGUUCUUUCUCCUGAAUUAUUCCGGUAGACGUACGAGGAAAUUGUUGAUGCUGAUGAAUGUCGCUUGAGCCAUAUAUGCUGUUCGAUUAUGGGAAGUUGGUUUCAUCUUCAGGGAACUCGGUAGAUGUUCACUUGUUUAACUUUUGUAAUAAUGCCUUAUAAUUUGUUCCUUUUCGCAGUAAUAGAGAAAAUGAUUAUCAGUCUAGACCAACUUUUCAUGCCUUAUAUUACUUUCAUCACUUAUAUUCUCCCUUGUUUUUAAUUUUUUUUUUAUUCAAGCCCGUCUACAUUUUGAUCUAUAAAUGUGAAUAUGUCAAAAUAUUUUUCAGUCACAAUAUAUAAUCCAUUUCCCCCCCUCCUUUUUGUAUAAUUUCUAGCUUCAG
Molecule: messenger RNA, 2219 nt
Organism: Gastrolobium bilobum
Lineage: Eukaryota; Viridiplantae; Streptophyta; Magnoliopsida; Fabales; Fabaceae
Product: U4/U6 small nuclear ribonucleoprotein Prp31 homolog
Exons: 11
Coding region: 356-1813 (485 amino acids)
Biological process (GO): mRNA splicing, via spliceosome; spliceosomal tri-snRNP complex assembly
Cellular component (GO): U4/U6 x U5 tri-snRNP complex; U4 snRNP; precatalytic spliceosome
Source: RefSeq, a predicted model, not a curated record